AUGGUGUUCUCCCAGAUUGGGUUUACAUCGCUUUUACGAUCGCUUGGAUUGGCCCAGGGAUUGCUAAAGCCUGCCCCGGGUGCGCUGGACCCAAAUGCCCCUCAACAAAGUCUCUCGACGCAGGCGACGACGCUUCCUCAAACUUCCCUGAACGCCUUCGCAGCGACACUUCAUGACUCUCCCGCAUCCGUAGAAGUUCUCGACAGCGGCGACUGCUAUGUUCAGAAUUAUACCGGCCCCAGCCUCAUUGACUCUUACUCUCCAUUUGAUCCUGUGAAAGCUACUAUCUAUCGUUACAGGCAGCAACAAUCGGUCAAUCUGGGGUCUUGGUUCGUGCAUGAACAGUGGAUGACACCCUCGACUUUCAAGUGUUCUUCGGGCAAGCAGUUGUCCGAACAUGACAUUGCUUCAGGCUGGGGAUCAACCACAGCGGCUCGGGCCGUUCUGGAGAGACAUUGGGACUCCUUCAUCUCUCAGGAAGACUUCUAUUACUUGGCUAGUAUAGGUAUCAAUACUGUUCGCAUCCCCAUUGGAUACUGGAGUCUUGGGCCGACAUAUUGUCGCGAUACUGCUUUUGCGGAUGUUGCUGAAGUCUAUGCAAACUCGUGGAGCAGGGUAAAGCACGCGAUCAUCAUGGCAGAUCAAGCUGGUCUUGGAGUACUCGUCGAUUUGCACGGCGCACCUGGGAGUCAGAACGGGCAGCCACACUCGGGCAUAUCUGACGGCCAGACCACCCUUUUCGCCGAUCCUUCCAACGUGGAGAAGACUAUGCAAAUCCUUACCUUCUUAGCGGGCGAGCUGAGCGAGGUCACUAACGUGGUCGGCGUGCAAAUCCUGAAUGAACCCAAAAAUGUGGACAGCUUGGAGGACUUCUGUGGGAUACGCAAUGUGUCCUCUGCGGCGGAAGCUCUCCCGCUGUAUAUCCACGAUGGCUUCGACCUGACCCGGUUCAGCCGCUACGUGGGAAAUCGAUCUGACUUCGUCGUUCAGGAUCACCAUUCCUACUUUGUCUACACAUCUGCGGAUGAGAACGAAACUGCGUCUGACCAUGCUACUGACGUACGAUCGACGGUCUUAAACGACUUAGACUAUGCUUCGCGGACAGGGCAUCGGAAUCUUGUCGUGGACGAAUGGUCCUGUGCACUAGCACCUCAAAGCCUGGCCGAAGAGUCGGACAAAGGCGGCGCGCAACAGCGCUUUUGCACGGACCAGUCUAUCGCAUAUUCUUCUGCAGUUGCCGGGUGGGGCUUUUGGGGUGAGAUUCCCAUCGAUCGUCUUUUUCGGGUGUGUCUAAGGAUUGUCUUUGCUCUCCAGCUUACAUGAAAGAAGAUUGCGAUAGUGACCCGGGAUGGUGCUUCAGGGCAGCUGUCGGAAACUAUUUGCCUCCUACCUUUCCUUCUUAUCCUGCCGACUCGCGUCAGCCUACCCUUGACGGAGAGCCUGCACUGCUUGUCGCUUCUCGGCGGCGAUUAUCUACGCACCAAGUCGCUCUCGACUCCACUCAGUCCGGACACAACAAGGGUUACUCUGAUGGCUUUCAGACAGCGCUGGUAUUCGCUUCAUACGGUAUGUCUAGGUUAGGCUUCG
Molecule: messenger RNA, 1587 nt
Organism: Gloeophyllum trabeum ATCC 11539
Lineage: Eukaryota; Fungi; Basidiomycota; Agaricomycetes; Gloeophyllales; Gloeophyllaceae
Product: glycoside hydrolase
Exons: 3
Coding region: 1-1323 (440 amino acids)
Biological process (GO): glucan catabolic process
Cellular component (GO): extracellular region; cell surface
Molecular function (GO): glucan endo-1,6-beta-glucosidase activity
Source: RefSeq, a predicted model, not a curated record